Molecule: messenger RNA, 697 nt
Organism: Vicugna pacos (alpaca)
Lineage: Eukaryota; Metazoa; Chordata; Mammalia; Artiodactyla; Camelidae
Source: RefSeq, a predicted model, not a curated record
UGUGCGCCCCGCCCCCGCUCCGCAGACGUGUCCCGGGCGGUGGAGCUCCUCGAGCGGCUCCAGCGUAGCGGGGAGCUGCCCCCGCAGAAGCUGCAGGCCCUCCAGAGAGUCCUGCAGAGCCGCUUCUGCUCAGCCAUCCGGGAGGUAUAUGAGCAGCUCUAUGACACGCUGGACAUCACCGGCAGUGCUGAGAUCCGGGCCCACGCCACAGCCAAGGCCACGGUGGCCGCCUUCACAGCCAGUGAGGGCCAUGCACAUCCCAGGGUAGUGGAACUGCCCAAGACAGAUGAGGGCCUGGGCUUCAAUAUUAUGGGGGGCAAGGAGCAGAAUUCGCCCAUCUACAUCUCCCGUGUCAUCCCUGGAGGUGUGGCUGACCGGCACGGAGGCCUCAAGCGUGGGGACCAGCUGUUGUCAGUGAACGGUGUGAGCGUUGAGGGUGAGCAGCAUGAGAAGGCAGUGGAGCUGCUGAAGGCUGCCCAGGGCUCCGUGAAGCUGGUGGUGCGUUACACACCUCGGGUGCUGGAGGAGAUGGAGGCCCGCUUUGAGAAGAUGCGCUCUGCCCGCCGACGCCAACAUCAGAGCUAUUCGUCCUUGGAGUCUCGAGGCUGAAACCACAGAUCUGGACCCCCUCCCUAACCCCCUCCCCUGUACAGUAUUUAUUGUCACCAGCUCCUUAUUUAAAGAUCUUUAACCCUCA